AUGCAAUUCACCACCACUUCUGUCAUCACUCUCCUCGCAUUUGCAUCCUCUGCAACUGCAUCUCCUCUUGCAGCCCGUCAGAAUGCACUACAAGAUUGGCAGGUAACAGACCUCGCAGUUUCCGUGCCUAUGGGACGCCCAGGAAGCUACCCUUGGGGUACCCUUAAGGCGAAUAUAACCGACCCGAAUGCGAUCAACCUUGGUACUUCGAGCGAUGGCAGCCAAAUUAUAGUGCCUGCUGGAAGCAAGGGGGUGAAUUGCGAAGCCAAAUGGUAUAUCCAUGGUGAUUCCCCCAUCGGCCGCGCAUGGCCUUGCGAUUCAACCUCAAACGGUUACUGGUUUAUGCAUGUGUAUGAAGGCACAAGUGGCUUCUCAUCCAGCAAUUUCGACCUCAAAUUUACGCGUGUCGCGGAGAAGAUAUAUCUGGAUACUCAGUACAAGGCGACCUUUGAGGCGAAGGGGCAUUUCGAUAGCAAAGGAAGUCUUGGUGGUGUCUGCAGUGCGGGCGAGUGUAAUUGGGGGCUUCUACAGUCGAAGAAGCCUUUCAAGAUUACACCUUCGAAGGCCUGAGUGGGAGUGAAGGGUGCUCGGCAAUGUGAUGAGCUUAACAUGGUUGUGCCGAGGUCGGGUCGUGGAUGGUACCGAAUAUCCCUAAUGAUUGUGUUUGCUAGAGCGUAGAACCAUAAUGUUUAGUAUUAGAAGUACAACAAUGCAUGGCGGCGGAGCGUAGAUAGUCCUUGUUCAAGAUGCGAGUUGAGUAAUAUAGAUCUUA
Molecule: messenger RNA, 772 nt
Organism: Bipolaris maydis ATCC 48331
Lineage: Eukaryota; Fungi; Ascomycota; Dothideomycetes; Pleosporales; Pleosporaceae
Source: RefSeq, a predicted model, not a curated record